CUUAUCCCACUGUAUCCAUGACAACAUAUGCAUGACAACGGCUGCAGCUCGACGUCAGGGGCAGCCAUUAGGUGUUUGGUCAGUGAGUCUGCUACCUCGCGAUGUUGACAAGUCACACCUGGUUUUGGACAGCUUACAGGUGCUACAACGCUUAACUAAACUUUAGUAGAACAAGCUGCUGAUCAUGAAGCUGAUUCGUUGGGUAGAAGUGCAUAUCGGACGAUCUCGUAGGAAAGGAAAGAAAGAUCGUGAACGAGAGGAAGAAGCGAAGAAAGAUGAAGCUUCCACACCCGAAUUAUCGAAGAAUACCUGUUGUAGGAGUCCUGCCAAAGAACGCCACGUUCAGAAAACGGAUACUCCGAUUCCAGUUCGGGAUGCUGCUCGACGUACUUUGCACAUUAGAACAAGCUUUUUAGACGUAAGUGACGUGACAAAUUCACCGCGUCAAAGGAGCAGAAUCCGAACAAAUCCCUGGUUUCCCUCCCCGCGUAGUUCGGCUGGCGAUAGUGGACACAGUUCCGAAAAUGCCGAUUCCGUUAGCUGUUCUGGUAGCGUAUUUGGCAGUCAGUCUUCUGGCAGUCUGUGGGACUGUGACGGUUGGGUUUCUCUAUCGUCACUGCGAAGCGUACGCGAUGCUAGUCCUUCAGUUACGCGACCUCUGAGACGACAUAUAGAUAGGUGUCGAGAACCCGAAGAAUCGUCUCCCAUCGGCGGGAGUAUCAAACGUAGCGAUUGGAUUUAUUUCCAGGAAGCUACUAUAGAUCAGUUAGAUGAAGUAGAUAGCAGCGAAGUAGACGAAGCUUAUUCAGAAGAUUACGUACAAUCGGAAGAUGGAGUCGAGGUGAAUGAUUUUCCCUCAAAACCUCAGCCUCCAGAUACUGGAAGUCCCCAAGCGGAUAGUGCGUGUGGUAGCGAUCCCGAUAAUAGCAGUUGCAGUACUACUCCCCUGUCCGAAACAGGGGGAGAAGUAUUAGACGUAACUGGGGAAACAUUGCACGAUAAAGUACAGCGAUUACGUUCGGAACGUCAUUUAGUAGAACGCAAGAUACGCGAAGCUCGGGAGGAGGAGAUGUCUAGAAGGGGAGAGCAAUUGAGAUUGCAACAGGAACUGGUGCAAUAUCGUCGUCUGUUAUUGCUCCAGACAUUGCAGGAGCUGCGUACCAGACUGGAACAACAGGGUGAUCGUUUGCAUAGGGCAUACACGGCAACUUGCGAUUUGCAAGACGCACAGACACGUUGAAAAAGAAGAAAAACGCACACUAUUCAUCUCACAAUACGUGCCAAAGAAUGAGAUUUCUUUUCGUUUUUUUGUGUAAAUAAUGCUCAAUCUGCACGGAGAUCUUAGUAAAGUAUAGGGUAUAUCUUCAUUUAGUAAUAGUCAUUAACAAUCUUGCCUAUUACGGACGUAUGUUACUGUCGUAUAUAGAGAAGGUAGCAUUGAAUUUUUUCAUCUGUUCCCAAUCGAUUGCUCUCACUGCACAUUCCAAAAAUCGUUUAGUGCCAAAAUUGUUGACAUUCCCCCCAUAUCUCCGAUACGGAAAAACGUUGUGUGUUUUAUUUAUUGCUUAUUUAAUAAUGAUGAUAAAAACCACGAAAAUGUGGUAUGACGUUGUGUGUCCUUUAAAAAAAAUAUUGUGAUUGUUAAUGUGUUCUGUUGAAGUAAAAAAAAAAAAUGCGGUUUUGGGAGAAAUUUAUACUUUUGAAACCACAAUGUAAAGAUCUCAUUUUUUCUGAAUACUGGAACCACGAAAUCCAGUUUAUUAAUUUGAUUUUUAACUCUUCAAAAUAUAUUUAUAUCGCAUAUAUAUAUAUAUAAAAAUAUAUAUAAACUUUCUAUGUUAGAAAAAUGAUAGGUUGUGAAGAGUUAUAAAAAAAAAAUUGUGUUGUGUUGGUUUAUUUUUAAACAAUUUUUUGAAUAUUCACCAAGUUAUGACUGAUGUGGUGAUUGUUAUUGUGACAUUGUUAGAAGCAAAUAAAAAUUAUGUAUGAUUCUAUGGGUCGUAGAUCCAGAAAAAAA
Molecule: messenger RNA, 2017 nt
Organism: Centruroides sculpturatus (bark scorpion)
Lineage: Eukaryota; Metazoa; Arthropoda; Arachnida; Scorpiones; Buthidae
Exons: 2
Coding region: 185-1240 (351 amino acids)
Source: RefSeq, a predicted model, not a curated record